AUGGCCUCCUCCUGGGUCUCAGAAGAGUCCUUUCCGAGCGGCACCCACUCCAAAACGGCCAACCAGCAAAAGAAGGUCGACGAGCUCGUACACAAAUACCACAGAAUUAGAUUCCCCAGUCCCACCCUUAGAGAUAUUCUCAAAUCCCCCCAUAAGUCUGAUCUGCUCGUAAGCGCCGUCCGACGCCAGUGCUCCCUCGUCAGAUGCCGCUCCCAGGAUCUCGAAGACAACCAAGUCACCAUUUACGAUAAAGCUUUGUUAACCCUUUCAAGGAGUGGAGAAGACCCGGCUGAGCUGUGCGCUCUGGAAUUGUACCUGACGGAAUUUCUUGGGAUUGUCCCAAUUGUUAGUGCUGUCCACAGUAAGGAUAUUGCGGCCAAACACCUGGUGUUGCAUUCCGUUUUGCUGGGAGCUGGUGCAUCUCAGAACGUGUCUCGAAACCUCAGUGCUUCUGAGAAGCAUCACCAGAAGCCGGACAAACAGACCUCGAUGGCACCUACAACGCAUCACGAUCCCUCCAUGAAAGACAUCGGUAUGAAGUCUUAUUCAGAACCACACGCUUUCAGGAAGACGGUGGAACGGAAUCCAGCCCUCGCUGAGUAUCAUGGAAGCGAAUCUGGCACACUCAAGAUUGACACCAGAUCUGUAUCUGAGAAUCGCUGCCAGAGAGAGCGAACCCAGAGAAAGACGCAUCAUUCCCCCAAAGCCGAUUCUACCUCUAACUUGAAGAGGAAGAGGGAUGAUGAAGCCGUCGAAAAUCGAGCUGAACGGCUCCUCGAAGUAUUCUUCCAAGCCAAGGAGGAGUACAUCAAUCAAACGCACAAGGAAGGGGUACACAAUCACAACAUGGUCCGAUUUCUACGAGACUCUGCAGAGAAUGCUCUCACAUACCUCCAGGCGAACAAUAUGGGUAGUCAUAAGUUUAUCCCAAUCCUUGAAGAAUGGUUCACGCUCACGAGGAACAAGGCCACUGCUCUGUUCGGUGGUCGAGAGCGCCAUUUCGAUAAGAAAACCCCUUUGCCUCGCAAACGCCCGCACGCGAAGAAGCGUAUGCGACGGACUGUCGAUUCUUAUCGACCUUAG
Aspergillus clavatus NRRL 1 is the source of this 1083-nucleotide messenger RNA. RefSeq lists its product as uncharacterized. Bases 1 to 1083 code for a protein of 360 amino acids. Lineage: Eukaryota; Fungi; Ascomycota; Eurotiomycetes; Eurotiales; Aspergillaceae. The transcript has 2 exons. The record is from RefSeq and is a predicted model, not a curated record.